AUGGCAUCCGCGGUCCCUGCCAACUUGGAGGUGGUCUUGUCCCCCCUCGUCCUCCCCUUCUCGCAACCCACCAUUUCCAUCCAGGUCGCUAUCCACAACGCUGCCGCAACUCCGGUGACUAUCGUGAAGUGGAACAGUCCGUUGGACCCCAGUGCCGGUGUGCUGGGGGUUUUCAAAGUGCGCGACGCAACCACAGACGACCUCGUGCCGCUGGACGAAAUCAAGAUAUCCCGUCAAUUACCGCCGUCCGCAGAUGACCUGGUCGAGAUCCCUGCCGGGCGCUCCGUCGAGGCCGUGGUGAAUCUGCCUAGUGGCGCUCUGGUCGCCGGACAUGAAUACGCCAUCCAGGCCAAGGGCAUUUGGCACGCCGUGUGGGAGACUCCGCGCGAGGAGGUGCAGGGAGUGAGAUUGGAGCAGUUCGAAGAUGCGAUGAGGGGCGACUUUGUUUCCAACGAGGUGUCGGUGAAGGAGAGUGGCAACUGA
Messenger RNA from Aspergillus steynii IBT 23096, 483 nucleotides. RefSeq lists its product as uncharacterized. The transcript has a single exon. Bases 1 to 483 code for a protein of 160 amino acids. The record is from RefSeq and is a predicted model, not a curated record. NCBI's taxonomy places the organism in Eukaryota, Fungi, Ascomycota, Eurotiomycetes, Eurotiales, Aspergillaceae.